Messenger RNA from Cebus imitator (Panamanian white-faced capuchin), 4246 nucleotides. It is a transcript of the gene ELFN1, whose product is annotated as extracellular leucine rich repeat and fibronectin type III domain containing 1. The record is from RefSeq and is a predicted model, not a curated record. Gene Ontology annotation, cellular component: plasma membrane. The coding region runs from base 1503 to 3995 and encodes 830 amino acids. Gene Ontology annotation, molecular function: protein binding. The transcript is spliced from 2 exons. Lineage: Eukaryota; Metazoa; Chordata; Mammalia; Primates; Cebidae.
CCCACCCUUUCUCACUGGCAGGGUGCUGGCCACACUGGGGAGUCCUCCUCACACGCCCCGAAGAUCUUCCUGCCCAGGAGAGUUGAUAGUAAAGUCAGGCUGAGAGGGGGAGCAGGGGGAGGACUCCCCAAGCCUCUGCAGGCCCCAGGCCCCUGCUCACCUGGACUCUGGAGCAGAGGCAGAGCAGGAAAGUGGGGGUUGGACACUGGGCUGGGGACAGCCUGCCUCCCUCAUCACACAGGCUGCCCAGCCCAAUGGAGCAGGGCUCAGAGCCGGGUGGAGAGGUGAGGCUGUGCUCCCAGCACCCCUCCCAAGGAGCCUGAAGCAUAGAUUCCUGGACUCACAAUGGGGAGACUGGGACAUGGUGGCAAGGAAAGGGCUGGCAGGGGAGCAACCAGGUGAGUGAGGAAGGGGGAAAGGGUCUGGCGCCCAGCCAAGUUCUGGCGGUGUUGGCCACCUGUGCACACUUACAGCGUGUUUCCUGUGUACAUGCAGCAUGCCAGACAUGCAGACUCCCAUGCAUGUGUGAACAUGGAGAGGAAAUCUGGGGGGCUCGGAGCUGCACCCGUUCUACCCCUACCUGCCUCCACGCAGCCCCAGACACACCAGGGCCCCAGAGCUGGCUGCCCAGACAGGGUGCCCUCAGUGACAGCUGCUCUGCCCAGUGCCCCAAUGAGCACGGUCUGUGUACUCAUGUACACAAAUACCUGCCCUGUGCAUACACACCUGUGCACAUACACAUGCAGAUGGCCUGGCACACACAUUCGAGGGCUCACGGGUACCAAACACGUGUGGGUGGACAUGGCAUACAUGCGUCCACAACACACAUGCACACAAACACACACAUGAACCCCAUGUGCACGCAGCCCUCCAGCCCUCAGCUGCCGGGCCCAGGAGAGCCUGGGCAGCCCGGGCCCCGAGCCUCCUCUCUGUGCCUGCGAUAAGGGCUUUUAGGCCCCAUAAUCCUCCUUACCUUGACUUUGGGUUAUUUUGAGCAAGAGAUUAAAGGUGAUUACGAUUGGGGCUGAGGCGCCACACCUCCUACACGCUUCCUGUGCAGCUGCUGGUCAGGCCCGCCCUUCCGGAGGCUGGGCACAGCCAGACGCCAUCAGCCCCAUGCCCUCGGCCCUCCCCCAACCAGCACGCACCUCUGCCUGAGACCUGGGCCCCCAAGAGGCCUGGGAGAGCUAAAUCCCAGCGUUGGCACAGCAGGAACGUCAGAGCAGGAGGAGCCAGUGGAGACAUCAGGAUACCCAGGCCCAUGGGGCAGGAGGCCCUGGUCACCGCAGGAUUGGAGUGGAAGACAAGAGGCUGCCAGCUGUGAGGGAGGCACUCUCCCUCCCCGUGCUUGCACCUCACGGCCAUGUGGUUUGGGACAGGACACCCCUGAGAGUACAGGCACCUCCCCCUCCCACCCCUCCAUCCCUUCAGGGGCCACCACCUAGCCCUCCACCCGGUCCCCCUGGGCAGGCUGAGUAGGGGCUCCCUGCAGGGCGGUCCCGAUGGCCGGGCUCAGGUGGGGCACGCUGUGGGUGUGUGUGGCGGCCGCCACCCUGCUUCACGCAGGUGGCUUGGCCCGCGGGGACUGCUGGCUGAUCGAGGGCGACAAGGGCUUCGUGUGGCUGGCCAUCUGCAGCCAGAACCAGCCGCCCUACGAGGCCAUCCCACAGCAGAUCAACAACACCAUCGUGGACCUGCGGCUCAACGAGAACCGCAUCCGCAGCGUGCAGUACGCCUCGCUCAGCCGCUUCGGCAACCUCACGUACCUCAACCUCACCAAGAACGAGAUCGGCUACAUCGAGGACGGCGCCUUCUCGGGCCAGUUCAACCUGCAGGUGCUGCAGCUGGGCUACAACCGGCUGCGCAACCUCACGGAGGGCAUGCUGCGCGGCCUGGGCAAGCUGGAGUACCUGUACCUGCAGGCCAACCUCAUCGAGGUGGUCAUGGCCAGCAGCUUCUGGGAGUGCCCCAACAUCGUCAACAUCGACCUGUCCAUGAACCGCAUCCAGCAGCUGAACAGUGGCACCUUUGCCGGCCUGGCCAAGCUGUCGGUGUGUGAGCUCUACAGCAACCCCUUCUACUGCUCCUGCGAGCUGCUGGGCUUCCUGCGCUGGCUGGCCGCCUUCACCAACGCCACACAGGCCUACGACCGGAUGCAGUGUGAAUCACCACCCGUCUACUCCGGCUACUACCUCCUGGGCCAGGGCCGCCGCGGCCACCGUAGCAUCCUCAGCAAACUGCAGUCGGUCUGCACCGAGGACUCGUAUGCAGCCGAGGUGGUCGGGCCCCCCCGCCAGGUGCCGGGGCGCUCACAGCCGGGCCGCUCCCCACCUCCCCCACCUCCCCAGGAGCCCAGUGACGCGCCCUGCAGCGACGACGAGUGCUUCUCCGGGGACGGCACCACGCCACUGGUGGCCCUGCCCACGCUGGCCACGCAGGCUGAGGCCCGUCCCCUCAUCAAGGUCAAGCAACUCACGCAGAACUCGGCCACCAUCACCGUCCAGCUGCCCAGCCCUUUCCACCGGAUGUACACCCUGGAGCAUUUCAACAACAGCAAGUCCUCCACUGUGUCCAGGCUGACAAAGGCCCAGGAGGAGAUCCGCCUUACCAACCUGUUCACGCUCACCAACUACACCUACUGCGUGGUGUCCACCAGCGCCGGGCUGCGCCACAACCACACCUGCCUCACCAUCUGCCUGCCCCGGCUGCCCAGUCCACCCGGUCCGGUGCCCAGCCCCUCCACGGCCACCCACUACAUCAUGACCAUUCUGGGCUGCCUCUUCGGCAUGGUGCUGGUGCUGGGCGCCGUCUACUACUGCCUGCGAAGGCGGCGGCGCCAGGAGGAGAAGCACAAGAAGGCCGCCUCGGCUGCUGCGGCCGGAAGCCUGAAGAAAACCAUCAUUGAGCUCAAGUACGGGCCGGAGCUGGAGGCGCCUGGCCUGGCCCCGCUGUCCCAGGGCCCGCUGCUGGGCCCCGAGGCCGUGACGCGCAUUCCCUACCUGCCGGCGGCCGGCGACGUGGAGCCGUACAAGCUGGUGGAGAGCACGGACACACCCAAGGCCAGCAAGGGCAGCUACAUGGAGGUGCGCACUGGGGACCCUCCGGACCGCAGGGACGGCGAGCUGGGCCGGCCGGGCCCCGACAGCCAGAGCUCGGUGGCCGAGAUCUCCACCAUCGCCAAGGAGGUGGACAAGGUCAACCAGAUCAUCAACAACUGCAUCGAUGCGCUCAAGUCCGAGGCCACCUCGUUCCAGGGCGUCAAGGCGGGGCCGGCGUCCGCCGCGGAGCCGCCGCCGCUGGUGCUGCUGUCCGAGCCGCUGGCCGCCAAGCACGGCUUCCUGGCGCCCGCCUACAAGGACGCCUUCGGCCACAGCCUGCAGCGGCACCACAGCCUGGAGGCGGCCGGGCCCCCGCGCGCCGGCACCUUGUCUUCCGGCGGCUCCGCACGCAGUCCCCGCGCCUUCCGCCCCGAGGCCGUCGGGGUGCAUAAGGGCGCGGCCGCCGAAGCCAAGUACAUCGAGAAGAGCUCCCCCGCCGCGGCCGACGCCAUCCUCACCGUGACGCCCGCAGCCGCCGCGCUCCGGGCCGAGGCCGAGAAGGGCCGCCAGUACGGCGAGCACCGGCACUCGUACCCCGGCCCGCACCCUGCGGAGCCGCCCGCGCCCCCCGGGCCACCGCCGCCAGCCCAUGAGGGUCUGGGGCGCAAGGCGUCCAUCCUGGAGCCCCUGACCCGGUCACGGCCCCGCGACCUGGCCUACUCGCCGCUGUCCCCGCAGUACCACAGCCUGAGCUACUCCUCCAGCCCCGAGUACACCUGCCGCGCCUCCCAGAGCAUCUGGGAGCGCUUCAGACUGAGCCGCCGGCGGCACAAGGAGGAGGAGGAGUUCAUGGCGGCCGGCCACGCGCUGCGCAAGAAGGUUCAGUUCGCCAAAGAUGAGGAUCUGCACGACAUCCUGGACUACUGGAAGGGCGUGUCGGCCCAGCACAAGUCCUGAGCCCCCCAACCCCUCUCCCCCAGACCCGCGACGCCCACUGGACCAAAAAGGAUGCAGGAUCCACCCAGAGACUCAGCACCAAACUCAACACACGCACAACACGACAGCAACUGUGAACGCCGGGGGUAGGGGGCCCUGCAGAGUCGAGGUGGGGGCGUGGGCAGGGACAGACCCGGGGGACACGUCCCCAGCUCAUGUGGCCGCCCCGGGCAGCACAUGUACACACACACACACACACACACACACAAACA